Molecule: messenger RNA, 627 nt
Organism: Alternaria conjuncta
Lineage: Eukaryota; Fungi; Ascomycota; Dothideomycetes; Pleosporales; Pleosporaceae
Exons: 2
Coding region: 1-627 (208 amino acids)
Source: RefSeq, a predicted model, not a curated record
AUGACGCCAACCCUUUCCCCACCAACGCUUUUCACACCCUCGGAACUCAAAUACAAUCCAACCCUAUCAAAAUCCAUCACGCAACUGGUCAACGACGCGUUCUACCGUUCGUAUGAACGAGAUACGGUGAAAUGGGAUAAUUCGGAAUCGCGCUUCAGCGAUGAAGAGGGGCUUCAUACGCUGCUGAGUGGGGCGGGCAGCGUUAUCGCAUUGAUCUUUGACGAUGCGGCGAGCGCGAACGAGAACGGUACCAUCGAUGGCGGAAACGGUAGCAUCAGUGGCGAAGGCAGCAGCAGCGACGGCAAAGAGAGUAGAAAGGUCGUCGCAUGCGCCUCUCUCGUACCCUGGAAAGGCGGCUGGGAAAAAGAAUGCGCCUCCACAGAAACAGGCUGGGAAAUCAAAAUCGUAUGCGUAGACGGAGAUCCACAGUACCACCACCGCGGCCUUGCUAUCCAGCUUCUCGACUUCCUACAGCAAUAUCUCAUCGUGCGAGAAACCAUUCAGCUCGAACAAAAGGGACUACAGGGCCAACGCGUGUUGAGCCUUUGGAUCCUGGCUGCGGAGUGUCUCAACGGCGCGUAUUGGCACGUGGGGACCGGGGACUUGGAGCUGCAAGACGAGUUUUGA